Maniola jurtina (meadow brown) is the source of this 831-nucleotide messenger RNA. RefSeq lists its product as uncharacterized. Gene Ontology annotation, molecular function: protein binding. The record is from RefSeq and is a predicted model, not a curated record. Lineage: Eukaryota; Metazoa; Arthropoda; Insecta; Lepidoptera; Nymphalidae. Bases 85 to 711 code for a protein of 208 amino acids. The transcript has 4 exons.
AGUUUGUUUACAAAAUACAAAAACUAGCAUUUUUCUUUAUUUCGUUACUGAGAAAUUAGAAAAUAUUCAAAAUAACUAUAAAUUAUGGACGGUGAAAUAGAUUUAGUUUCCAAAUUACCUACCAAAAACCUUAUCGACCCCAAUGGCUUUGAUGUUACUAUGAGCGCAGUGCUAAUAGGUCUAGGCGCCGAAAAAUACCUCGAUAUAUUUAGAAAGCAUAAUAUUGGGCAAUGCACACUAAUUGAACUGACGGAUGAAGAUUUGGUAAAAUUAGGUGUCGAUGAUCCACAUAUUAGAUUAAAGCUGUUAGAGGAAGUGAAAAAUCUACCGAUUUACGAGGAAACUGACCAUACAACAAUAAGCCCUAAUUUAAAUCUCAUUGAAAUAAUAGAGGUUUUGGAAGAGAGCACCCAGCAUAUGUACAGGAUCUACCUAAGUAUGGUGACUAAUACAUUGGCGUUAAAAAAGAAACGAUCUCCUGAUUGUUUGAUAUACAAGGAUAAAUAUGCAUCACACAUUGCCAUUACCACACUGAGUCAUAUGACAAAUGUAUUGAACUCAAUGGAGAUUGAGUUGCACACUCAAUUUAAGGCCAUAUCAAAAGAGACACAAAACAAGACUACUAAAAAACUUUUAGUUGGGACUAUGGGCAGUGCAGUGAUAGCUGUGUUAGCAAUUUAUUUUGUCCGAUCAUUAAAACAGUUGCAAUAAGUUUUUUAAUUAUUAUUAAGUAAGUAUGUUAUUCAAAUUAAGCCACGCAGUGUUGCCUACCUCCAUUAAUAAUAGUUUCAAAUAAAAAAUACUUCAUCAAAGGCCUAUAUUUCGUCAGUA